AUGAAUAAUCAAGUGCUUUGCCCACGAAUUGAUGAGGACCAUCUCGAUAAAAUAUACGCUGAACAAUCAAACGGUUUCCCUUGGUCACUUUUUGAAGAUAAUCAAUCAGAAAAAGAACAAGAAAUAGCAAAAUCCGCACGACGGAACAAAGUCACAGUUUCACAAACCGUGCGAAGGCACAGACAACUCAGACGAAAUGCAAGGGAACGAGAACGACAGGGAAGACUGAACAGCGCUUUUGAUGUACUGCGAGGUGUUAUUCCGGACUACCUUUCAGGAAAAGGACCCGAACGAAAGUUGACACAAAUAGAGACACUUCGACUGGCGACGCACUACAUUCUAGCGCUCACUGAAAUGCUUGAAGAAGAAAAUCAGAAACCCGCAGAAUACUGUGAAUGCGGGCUCGCCUUUUCCGUUCGAUCUUGCAAUAGUGAAAAUAGCAAAUGA
Exaiptasia diaphana is the source of this 447-nucleotide messenger RNA. Its product is annotated as neurogenic differentiation factor 1. The record is from RefSeq and is a predicted model, not a curated record. Gene Ontology annotation, molecular function: protein dimerization activity. Lineage: Eukaryota; Metazoa; Cnidaria; Anthozoa; Actiniaria; Aiptasiidae. The transcript has a single exon. Bases 1 to 447 code for a protein of 148 amino acids.